Messenger RNA from Stegastes partitus (bicolor damselfish), 2311 nucleotides. It is a transcript of the gene prlrb, whose product is annotated as prolactin receptor b. The transcript has 10 exons. Gene Ontology annotation, biological process: cytokine-mediated signaling pathway. Bases 101 to 1666 code for a protein of 521 amino acids. Gene Ontology annotation, cellular component: external side of plasma membrane; signaling receptor complex. NCBI's taxonomy places the organism in Eukaryota, Metazoa, Chordata, Actinopteri, Pomacentridae. Gene Ontology annotation, molecular function: cytokine receptor activity; cytokine binding. The record is from RefSeq and is a predicted model, not a curated record.
GAGCAGCUCCUCUGUGGAAAUGGCCACAGAAAGCAUUUUCUCUUCUAUAGAGUAGCUCCAUGAAGCAGCUGAGCGGCUCCUGAACAGAGUUGGUGUCGGGAUGAAGGGAGGCGUGGAGCUGCUGCUGCUGCUGCUGCUGUGGUCUGUGGAGAGCAGCAGUUUGUCUCCUCCAGGGAAACCGGUCCUGCUCGGCUGCAGGUCCCCGGAGAAGGAGACAUUCACCUGCUGGUGGAAGCCGGGUUCGGAUGGAGGGCUGCCGACGGAGCACCACCUCUACUACGAGAGAGAACGCUUGGAGGGAACCCACGAGUGUCCAGACUACCGCUCAGCAGGAAGCAACUCCUGCUUCUUCGACAGGAAACACACGUCCAUCUGGGUGGACUACGUGCUGACGGUGGUGGCCUCCAGCGCCCUCGGAAACGUCUCGUCAGAUCCGCUCAAGUUCGACGUGAUGGAAAUCGUGAAGCCCUACGCUCCUGAAAACGUGACUCUGGUGGUGGAGGAGAGACCGGAGAGUCCACAUCUCCACGUCACAUGGAAGCGUCCCUCCAACACGGACCCCAGGUCCGGCUGGGUCACCAUCAAAUACCAGCUGAGGGUCAAACAGGAAAACAACAACGACUGGAAGAGCUACACAUCAGGGACACAGACCUCCUUCAGCCUGUACAGCGUCAGUCCUGGGGCGGCGUACCUGGUUCAGGUGCGCUGCAUGCUGGACCACGGCUCCUGGAGCGAGUGGAGCAACAGCACCUUGGUGAAAAUCCCAAACUAUGUUCAGAGCCAGAGACCCUUCCAGAUGCUGGUUUCCAUCUUCUCUGCAGUUCCAGUCGUAGCAGCGCUCUGCGUCCUGGUCACCAAGUGGAAAUAUGUCAAACUGUGUCUCCUGCCUCCUGUUCCUGGUCCAAAGAUCCGAGGCGUCGAUGUUCAGCUCCUCAAGAGCGGGCAGUCUGAAGACGUCCUCAGCGCCCUGAUUGUCAGCCAGAACUUUCCUUCUGCGGUGACCCGGAAGGACCAGAUGGAGGACUACGUAGUGGUGUCUGACAGCAGCGAGUGGCUUCUGCCGGCUUCCUCCAAGUCUCAGAAGAAGAAGAAAAGCUUGAUCAUUCCUGCUGGGUUCCACUUAGACUCCAAACUCCAGUGGAAGGCGUCGAGCCAAGCUGAGGAGAGCAGGAACGAAACAUCUGACCUGGAGCCUCCACAGCUGCCUUCUCAGAAACAGACGUUCUCAGGUGCAAACUCUGCGGCAGCGAAUCUGCACACAGGAGCUCCUGAGAAGCCCGUCCAGCCGCUCGCUAACAACGGCUAUGUGGAUAUUCAGAGGCAGGAGAGCAUGCAGGUGGACUACAGCAGAGUGAAGGAGGUGAACGGAGACGAUGUCCUCAUCCUGCAGAAGGAAACGCUCAGUGUGGACGUUCAGAGACGAGAGAGGAGAGGGUCAGAGGACUACAGCCGGGUGAAGGAGGUGAGCUCUGACAGCGUGGUUCUCCUGCAGAGGCAAAAUGACUGUUUCUGUAAAGAGAAGGGAAACCAUUGCUGCACCAAUCAGACGCCCAGAAUCCCUCAUGUGACCGGACCCAGUAGCGUGUGCACAGAUCUGAGUGGACAUUCGUGGACGUCAGAGGAUACACCGUCUGAGACCCAGAGUGGAACUUCUUCACAGUUGUAGACGUGUUGCUGUGAAAUCUCCUCCAUGACCUCUGCUUAUUGUCCUUCUGUGUUCCCUUCAGCACCAACAGCAGGUCGAAGCUUUCACUUGUUCACUUAUUUGAUAUUUGGAUAAAUGCACAUGUCAUGGUUCCCAGAGGAUGUACUAGAACAUGGAUGUGAGUUUAAACUGUGGCCGAGGCUUCUUUAGAACAUUUCAAGCAGAAAACUCUUCAUUUUCUGCAUUCUGGUGAUUUUUAUGCACCAGUUUGUGUCCUUCUUGCAUUUUUUCAUGUUAGAAAUGUCCCAUAAAAUCCAUGCACAAGGUGACAACUCAAGCUAUGAUGUAAUAUGAGGCUCUCAGGCCUUAUGUGUUGUUUUUACAUAUUUAUUUUCCUGUCGCUCAGAUUUUCUCCUUUAAUGUUUGUGUCUUCUGUUUGAGGUGCACAUGGCAUCUUUUAAUUCAUUUAAAAUAGCCUCAGAUAACGACUCGUAUGUGUUCCAGCGAGAUUUCUGCUCACGUUCAAAACUUCCUGUGUAUUUAAAACAUAAAAGACGUGUUCUGUCUGUGUCUUGGGAUUGAUUUUUAGGAAUUAUGUGCAUCUCUGUAAACAGGAAUACAGCAAAUGUUGGACAUAAAUAAUUAAAAUGUUGAUCGACUCUAUUA